Messenger RNA from Microtus ochrogaster (prairie vole), 1928 nucleotides. It is a transcript of the gene Homez, whose product is annotated as homeobox and leucine zipper encoding. Lineage: Eukaryota; Metazoa; Chordata; Mammalia; Rodentia; Cricetidae. The record is from RefSeq and is a predicted model, not a curated record. The transcript has 3 exons. Gene Ontology annotation, cellular component: nucleus. Gene Ontology annotation, biological process: regulation of transcription by RNA polymerase II. Bases 102 to 1673 code for a protein of 523 amino acids. Gene Ontology annotation, molecular function: DNA-binding transcription factor activity, RNA polymerase II-specific; DNA binding.
UGUCCUCUUCCCCUUUCCCGCCCCGGCCCACGGUGCGAGGCUGGGAGCCGCCGCCCGGGCCGCGCCGCGCUGUCUCUGAAGGGCACAAGUCAGAGCACGCCAUGCCUAACAAAGAUACCAGCAGUCUUAACAGCUCGGCAGCAGGGCUCAUCUGCCUCCCUCCAAUCUCUGAGGAGCUGCAGCUUGUGUGGACUCAAGCAGCGCAAACCAGUGAGCUGGAUGGAAAUGAACACCUGCUACAAACCUUCAGCUACUUUCCCUAUCCAAGCCUGGCAGAUAUUGCUCUCCUCUGCCUGCGAUACGGGCUACAGAUGGAGAAGGUAAAGACCUGGUUCAUGGCCCAACGCCUCCGCUGUGGCAUCAGCUGGUCAUCUGAAGAGAUAGAAGAGACUCGCGCCCGAGUGGUGUACCACAGAGAUCAGCUCCAUUUCAAAUCUCUUCUCGCUUUCACGCAUCAUGCAGUGCAGCCCCCACAGGAGAUGCCUCCAGUGCCCUCCCCAGAACAGGCUGCUCUUGGACUCUGUCCUUUGGCUCGUAGUGAGCCCAUCCAGAUGAAAGGAUUGAAGGUUGAGCCUGAGGAACUCUCUCAGGUACCACAGCUGCCACAGAGUCACCAGAAAGUGAAGGAACCUCUGGUGACAGGCAGCAGAGCAUUCUCCCGCCAGUCAGGUUUUUGUCAGGAUCUUCAGAUCAGUGGACUCUCUGAGGAGCAUGCAGAAAUGGGUUCCGAUCAGUCAUGUGGUGGAGGGACUGCUUCCUGGAAUCAUUCCACCGCUGUCCAUCAGCCAUGUGCUGGGGAUAAACCCCCGUCGGUCUCAUUACUUGUCAGUAGUUGUAAGGAAGAGUCCACACCUAAUGGGACACCUCCAUCUCCCUCUUUCCAAGUAUCAGCUAAUGGAACUACUGCUACUCCUAAACCCCUCCAGCCUUUGGGCUAUAUCCCACAGUCAUUCCCACCUAGUGAACAGGCACCAUCGACACAGGUAGAACCACCCUGGCCCCAAAGGCUACGAAAUAACUCAGUAGCAAGUAGGGUUGGCCCCACAGAAUACCUUUCGCCAGAUAUGCAACACCAGCGAAAGAAUAAGCGUAAAACCAAAGAACAGCUGGCCAUCCUCAAAUCCUUUUUUCUACAGUGCCAAUGGGCACGACGAGAAGAUUACCAUAAAUUAGAACAGAUCACUGGUUUACCUCGCCCUGAGAUCAUUCAAUGGUUUGGAGACACCCGAUAUGCCUUGAAGCAUGGACAGCUGAAAUGGUUUCGGGACAAUGCAGUACUUGGUACCUCUACUUUUCAAGAUCCAGCCAUUCCCACAACAUCAACUCAUUCCUUGAAAGAAUGGGCCAAGACACCACCUCUGCCAGCCCCACCACCCCUACCAGACAUACAGCCUUUAACACCACCUCUGCCAGCCCCACCACUCCCACCAGACAUACGACCUUUAGAGAGGUACUGGGCAGCCCACCAGCAGCUGCAGGAAGCUGAUAUCCUUAAACUAAGUCAGGUAUCAAGACUUAGCACUCAGCAAGUGCUGGAUUGGUUUGGCUCUCGAUCGUCUGAGCCAGCAGAGGUGGUAGUUUGUCUAGAUGAAGAGGAGGAGGAAGAGGAUGAAGAACUGCCAGAAGAUGGUGAGGAAGAGGAGGAGGAAGAUGAUGACGAUGAUGCCAUAUAGGACUGCAGGAGGUUGAGGAAGAAAAGGGAUCUUUCUUGGGGACAGAAGGACCAUGGUCUUCUAACUCAAUGAUGUUCUAGAAUAAAUGUCAACACUAGGGAUCACUGGUAACAGUGGGUUAGUCACCUGAAAAUAGAGUGAAAGCCCCAAAUUGCUAAAAUAAAAAAAAGGCCAAAAAUAAAAAUUUUUCUUUUCUCUACUUUGCUGCUCCUAUGGUUUAAAGAUCUCUAUGUAUAUAUACACACAUGUAUCAUG